AUGGCAAAGCCACCUUUCUUAUUGCUUUUCUUGAUGUUCUUUUCCCAAAUCUUAACUUGUAUCAUCACUGUUGGUGCUUUUGGCAAAUGUCUCAGUGAUCAAAGGUUAACUUUGCUUCAGUUCAGGGACGGCCUGCUGUUCGAUUCAACACUUUCGAACAAGCUGGUGCACUGGAAUCAGAGUGGUGACUGUUGCAGCUGGGGUGGAGUGGCAUGUGAUGUUGUUGGCCAUGUUAUCAGCCUGGAGCUAGAUAAUGAGACAAUAUCAGUAAAAAAUGAAGAUUGGAAAAGCCUUUUCACUCUCCGACAUCUUGAGAGACUAAAUCUGGGUGACAAUAACUUUGAUUCUGUCGAAAUCCCUGAGGAACUUUCUAACCUCACAAGGUUGAAGUGUCUAAACUUGUCAAAUACUGGUUUCACCGGGCAGAUUCCACUUGGUUUGUCGAGAAUGAAGAGCUUGGUUACUCUUGAUCUCUCCAACCGUUUACUAGACCGGAGAAUACAAACAAAGAAUAGUCCGGGAGGUUUAAAAGCGUUGUUUAACAAUCUAACCGAGCUGAGAGAACUUUAUCUUGACGGUGUCAAUAUUUCAGCUGAAGGGAGCUUGUGGUGCGAUGUUUUCUCAUCUUUGUCUAAGCUACAAGUUCUGAGUUUAACUAGCUGUCACCUCUCAGGUCCUAUAACCUCUUCCCUUCUUGAUCUUAGUUCGCUAACCACCCUCACACUCGAUAACAACAAUCUCUCAACCGUAGUUCCCGAAUUCUUCUCAAGCUUCACAAAUUUGACUUCUUUGAGUCUUGUCUCUUGUAAUUUAAUGGGGAAAUUUCCGGAGGAGAUUUUUCAGUUACCAACACUGCAGCGUGUAUUGUUGUCAGACAAUCCCUUUCUCAGGGGAAGUUUGCCAGAGUUUCCCAACCAGGGGUCCUUCACCGAGAUCAUCCUCAGUGAGACAAACUUUUCAGGUUCUUUACCAGACUCUAUCGGAAACCUUCAAGCGUUGUCUAGGAUAGAUUUGCGGACUUCCAAUUUCAGCGGACCAAUUCCUGCCAAUUUGUCGAAUCUUGAAAAUGUGGUCUACCUUGACUUAUCACAUAACAAGUUCAAUGGUUCUGUUCCAUCAUUCCAGAUGUCCAAGAAGCUCGUGCAUGUAGACCUGUCCCAUAAUUCUUUUACUGGUCCUGUUCCUUUCGCCCAAUAUGCAGAUCUCAGAGAUCUUGAAUCCAUUAACAUGGGGUAUAAUUCCCUGACAGGGAACAUUCCCUUGUCUCUGUUUACUCUCCCGUCCUUGCAAAAACUCAAACUUUCUAAUAACAAGUUUGAUGGUCUGAUGAACGAAAUUCCCAAUGCUAGCUCCUCUUUACUUGAUGUACUGGAUCUCAGUAGCAACUAUCUUGGAGGAUCCAUUCCAAAGUUCAUUUUUGAACUCAAAAGGCUUUCUGUCCUCUCACUUUCAUGGAACACUUUUAGUGGAACUGUAAGUCUAGAAAUGUUCCAGGGGCUCCCUCAUCUUUCUGAACUUGACCUUUCUUACAACAAUUUGUCAAUAGAUGCACUAGCAAUACAGAAUCAAUCCGGAACGAUACUUUUAGACCUAUCAUUGAACCAUAUCACAGGGCAGAUUCCAAACUGGAUUUGGGAUGUUGGAGGAGGAUAUCUUCGGCAGCUAAACCUUUCUUUCAAUCUUUUAGCAGAAAUUCAAAAGCCGUACACCAUUCCUUCUGCUCUCCUUGUGCUAGACUUACAUGCCAAUCAGCUCAGGGGUGAAAUACCCACUCCACCGCUGCAAUUCAUAUAUCUAGACUACUCUAGCAACAAUUUUAACCCAUCUAUUCCACCCAACAUAGGUGAUUACUUGUCCUAUGCUGUUUUCCUUUCUCUUUCAAAUAAUAGCAUCACUGGAGCUAUCCCUGAAUCCAUAUGCAAUGCAACUUAUAUAGAAGUUCUUGAUUUGUCUAAAAAUGCCCUGAGUGGUAAAUUACCAGCUUGUAUUCUAGGAAUGGAGUUUCUUGGGGUAUUAAACCUAGGGGAAAAUAACCUUCACGGUCUGAUUCCUAAUGCAUUCCCAGACAAAUGUAGCCUAAGAACCUUAGACCUCAGGAUGAAUGCCCUUGAAGGGAAGAUACCAAGAUCGUUGCAAAAUUGCAAACAGUUGCAAGUUCUCAAUGUUGGGAAAAAUAAAAUGGAAGACACAUUUCCAUGCAUGUUGAUGAAAGCAACAGAUUUGCUAGUCCUUGUUCUGCGAUCCAACAGGUUUCAAGGUGAAACUGUCUGUCCUCGGUACAAUCACAGUUGGACAAGUCUUCAAAUUUUGGACAUUGCUCACAACAACUUUAGUGGUGCUUUGUCCCCAAAACACUUCUUCAAUUGGAGAGUAAUGAUGACUGAGGAAGAUAAUGAAGCAAAGUACCUGCAAUUUGGCUUCAUGGAACUCAGUAACUUAUAUUACAAGGAUGCUGUGACACUGACUAUUAAAGGGCUUGAACUCGAGCUUGUUAAGAUUCUGAGAGUGUACAAAGUUAUUGAUUUCUCAGGCAAUAAAUUCCACGGGCAGAUACCGAUGACAAUUGGAGAACUCAAACAACUUUACAUUCUCAACUUAUCUCACAAUUCCCUCACUGGCAUGAUUCCAGAAGCAAUCGGAAACUGCACUCAGCUUGGUGUAUUAGACCUCUCAAUGAACCAGCUAACCGGGAUGAUUCCGGUAAAGCUUGCAGGCCUUACAUUUCUUUCAUUUUUGAACCUGUCCUAUAACCAGUUGUCAGGAGAAAUCCCAGUUGGCCGCCAACUCCAAACAUUCACAGAUGCUUCCUUUUAUGGAAACAGAGGUCUCUGCGGAUUUCCCCUAAGCAUAAGCUGCAACAAGUCAGAAGCCAAUGGAUUGUCAUGGAUAAAUGCAUCAUUCGAGUCUGAGAGGGACUCUUCCAGGAAUGAGAUUGAGUGGGAGUACGUUAGUGCUGCCUUGGGAUUUAGUGUAGGGUUAGGAAUCAUUUCCUGGCUGAACUUUUCUAGUCCAAGAUGGUGGGAAAAGUUUAUUGCACUUGUCCUUCAACUCCUCCUGAGGAUUCUGCAUCGGCAGUGGACGUUAAUCUUGAAGCUCCAGGUCCAGAUUUUAGCAAUGUAUCACUUGUCUGUAGAAACUCUUUUACCAUUGGUGAUUACAGUGAUGCUCUGGUUCUUGAAGGACAAGCAUGGAUGGGAUUUUGCAGCUUAG
Messenger RNA from Coffea arabica (coffee), 3210 nucleotides. The record is from RefSeq and is a predicted model, not a curated record. Lineage: Eukaryota; Viridiplantae; Streptophyta; Magnoliopsida; Gentianales; Rubiaceae.